UUCCUUUACGAACAAACAACCACUGUUUUCGUUACUCAAGUAGUCUCUGUCUCUCUUUGACUUCUCUUUUCUUCUCUUCUCUAUCCAAUACUUUAGGGUUUCAUCACACAAUAAUAUCUGACCCCUAACCUAGAUUCUAAUUCUCAACCCUAAUCGGAGAAGAGCAAUUCCGUUCUGUUUCGGGCUCGGUGAACAUUGGUUGGAUAAACAAUCGUCAAUUUACUUAAAGUCAAAGAUAAAUUUCCAAUUACGCGUGGAAUUCGCUCAAAAAAGAAAGUAUCAACAGAGAGAGAUGGAAGACGAUGGUAGCAGCGGAAGUAGCAGUAACUUGGACACUAACAAGUCAGAGAGGGCGGUUUGGCUGAUGAAGUGUCCGGUGGUGGUGGCCAAAACAUGGCAGUCUCACCCUCCCUCCGAUCCUCACCCUCUUGCCAAAGUCGUACUCUCUCUCGAUCCUCUUCAAUCCGAUGAUCCUUCUUCUCUCCAGUUUACAAUGGAAAUGGCUGGUGCUGAGUCUGGAAAUAAGCCCAAAAGUUAUUCUUUGAAUAUGUUUAAGGACUUUGUUCCUAUGUGUGUUUUCUCCGAGACAAGUCAAGGUGGUAAGGUUGCAGUAGCUGGAAAAGUGGAACACAAGUUUGACAUGAAGCCUCACGGCGAAAACCUUGAAGAGUAUGGCAAAUUAUGUCGUGAGAGGACGAAUAAGUCCAUGAUUAGAAAUAGACAAAUACAGGUGAUUGACAAUGAUCGUGGAGUGCAUAUGAGACCCAUGCCUGGGAUGAUUGGCUUUAUUACAUCUAAUUCCAAGGAUAAAAAGAGAACAGCUCCAGUGAAACAAUCAGAAAUGAAAAGAACUAGAAGAGAUCGUGGGGAACUGGAGGAUAUAAUGUUCAAGUUAUUUGAAAGACAACCAAACUGGGCUUUGAAGCAGCUUGUUCAAGAGACUGAUCAACCUGCGCAAUUUUUGAAAGAGAUACUAAAUGAGCUGUGUGUGUACAAUAAAAGGGGAACUAACCAAGGAACUUAUGAGCUUAAGCCAGAAUACAAGAAAUCCGUUGAGGAUUCAAAUGCCGAAUGAGUCAAUUUAUUUUAUAUGUACGUUUUAAUAACUAGCCAUCUUACCUUGGGACGAAAGAGUGUGGGAAACGAACCUACAUGUUAGGUUAUGGUUAUAAAUGAACCAAAAAAAGGAAGGGAGGAACCCCAUGUUGGUUUUUACAUCCACAAUAUUAAGUUAUAACUCUGUAACAUAGGUUGUAUAUCUGAGUUGGUUUUUACAUUCGUAUUAUUAAGUUAUCUCUGUAACUGUAGGGUUACUGGUUUGUAAACUUCAUUAUUAAGUCUUCAAGAUUAUUUUAUCAACUAUCAUUAUCGGUAGGGAUAUUUGUGACAGAGGUAUAUAAGUUCUUAGUAUUUAAGCACUUUUGUUAUUUUUA
Molecule: messenger RNA, 1433 nt
Organism: Cannabis sativa
Lineage: Eukaryota; Viridiplantae; Streptophyta; Magnoliopsida; Rosales; Cannabaceae
Product: transcription initiation factor IIF subunit beta
Exons: 7
Coding region: 293-1075 (260 amino acids)
Biological process (GO): transcription by RNA polymerase II; transcription initiation at RNA polymerase II promoter
Cellular component (GO): transcription factor TFIIF complex
Source: RefSeq, a predicted model, not a curated record